This is a messenger RNA of Cercopithifilaria johnstoni, 271 nucleotides long. The record is from the annotation of a GenBank genome assembly. NCBI's taxonomy places the organism in Eukaryota, Metazoa, Nematoda, Chromadorea, Rhabditida, Onchocercidae.
AUGUUUGCUGCCUGGUCAUCAUUAAUCACUGAAAAUUUUGUUAUAACAAUUGAUGAUAACGAUUAUGAAUAUUUGGAUAAUGAUUUUGAUGAGAAACAAAAACCGGCUGAUAUCUUCUGGGGUGAUAUUUUGGAUGAUGAAGAAACAAAAGAGCAAAAUGAUUCAACCGGUAAAAAGAGUGCUGCUAUAGAACGGCGAAAAUGUAGCACGGAAACGGUUAUCAUGGAUAAAUUACUCAAUGGUACUGAUUAUAGCAAAUAUCGUCUUCCAU